CCUACAUCAAGGCAACCGCCCCUAUGGCAAUAGGAUAAUGAAAGGGAGUAUAUGUUCGCCCUGUAGGAGGCAGCAAUGUGCCGUAAAAGCAUCCUGUGACUAGGUCAGAAGAAGAAAGUUGUUUCAGACCGGACGUAUUUUUAUAGCACACACAGCUACCAUGGACGCUGUAUCCCAGCGUGUUUUAGAGAAUUUGACAGAAGUUGAGGAGGCAGCGGAGGAUGUUCUGACCAGUAAACAACAGAUAGUUGACCUGGACACCAGGAGGAACAGGAACAGAGAGGCGCUGAACGCACUGAAAAAUGAAAUCUCAGAUUCAGAGAAAGUGAAGGUUUGCUUUGGGAACAUGUUCAUCAAAUUUCCCAAAUCAAAGACGAGGGAGAUGAUUCAGAAAGACCAAGAGCAGCUGGACCAGGAGAUCAACGAACUUCGCAAAGGACUGAAAGCUAAAGUCAACCUUCUAAAUGAGAUGCAAGGGAAACCUGAGUUGAGAGGCUACAAUCUUUCUCCUCUGUCCAAUGAUGAAAUCAAAGCUAUCAACAGCCUUUUAUAAAGAUGACUUCAGAUGUGAGGACAUAAGGACAGAGCCUGAUGCUACUGUGACAUGCUAACUUCUGGAUGAUCUGAAG
Molecule: messenger RNA, 629 nt
Organism: Etheostoma spectabile (orangethroat darter)
Lineage: Eukaryota; Metazoa; Chordata; Actinopteri; Perciformes; Percidae
Gene: pdrg1
Product: p53 and DNA-damage regulated 1
Exons: 5
Coding region: 161-553 (130 amino acids)
Biological process (GO): protein folding
Cellular component (GO): prefoldin complex
Source: RefSeq, a predicted model, not a curated record